AUGACGAUGCUCCUGGAUGGAGGUCCACAGUUCCCUGGGCUCGGAGUGGGCAGCUUCGGCGCGCCGCGCCACCACGAAAUGCCCAACCGCGAGCCGGCGGGCAUGGGGCUGAGUCCUUUCGGGGACUCGCCCCACGCCGCCGCCGCCGCCGCCGCCGCCGCCGCUGCCUUCAAGCUGAGCCCAGCCGCAGCUCACGAUCUAUCUUCUGGCCAGAGCUCUGCGUUCACGCCGCAGGGUUCCGGUUACGCAAAUGCCCUGGGCCAUCACCACCACCACCACCAUCAUCACCAUCAUCACCACACCAGCCAGGUGCCCAGCUACGGCGGUGCCGCCUCCGCCGCCUUCAAUUCCACGCGCGACUUUCUGUUCCGCCAGCGUGGCUCCGGGCUCAGCGAGGCUGCCUCAGGUGGCGGGCAGCACGCGCUCUUCGCGGGUUCGGCGAGCAGUCUCCAUGCUCCAGCUGGUAUUCCAGAACCCCCAAGUUAUCUACUCUUCCCCGGACUGCAUGAGCAGAGCGCCGGGCACCCGUCACCUACAGGGCACGUGGACAACAACCAGGUCCACCUGGGUCUUCGCGGGGAGCUGUUUGGACGUGCGGAUCCAUACCGCACGGUGGCCAGCCCGCGCACGGAUCCCUACACGACGGGCGCACAGUUUCCAAACUACAGCCCGAUGAACAUGAACAUGGGCGUGAACGUGGCGGCCCACCACGGACCUGGCGCCUUCUUCCGUUAUAUGCGGCAGCCCAUCAAGCAGGAGCUGUCGUGCAAGUGGAUCGACGAGACUCAGAUAAGCCGACCCAAGAAGAGCUGCGACCGGACCUUCAGCACCAUGCAUGAGUUGGUGACACACGUCACUAUGGAGCAUGUGGGGGGCCCGGAGCAGAACAACCACGUCUGCUACUGGGAGGAGUGCCCCCGCGAGGGAAAGUCAUUCAAGGCGAAGUACAAACUGGUCAACCACAUUCGAGUGCACACAGGCGAAAAGCCCUUCCCAUGUCCCUUCCCGGGCUGCGGGAAGAUCUUUGCCCGCUCCGAGAACCUCAAGAUCCACAAGAGGACCCACACAGGUGAGAAACCUUUCAAAUGUGAAUUUGAAGGCUGUGACAGGCGCUUUGCCAACAGCAGCGACCGCAAGAAGCACAUGCACGUGCAUACCUCGGACAAGCCCUAUAUCUGCAAAGUGUGUGACAAGUCCUACACGCACCCGAGCUCUCUGCGCAAGCACAUGAAGGUUCAUGAAUCUCAAGGGUCAGAUUCCUCCCCUGCUGCCAGUUCAGGCUAUGAAUCUUCCACUCCACCCGCUAUAGCUUCUGCAAACAGUAAAGAUACCACUAAAACCCCUUCUGCAGUUCAAACUAGCACCAGCCACAACCCUGGACUUCCUCCCAAUUUUAACGAAUGGUACGUCUGAGGACAAAUACAAACACAAACCCUGUUAACCAUAGAAUGGACCAAAUGCAUUUUUAAAAGAAAAGUGAGACCAGUCAAAUGGAAAUGGAGUUUUAAGGCAAGAGGCCAUAAAUAGGGCUAUAUCUUGUUAAUUGCAAUUGUCCAGGAAGGUUUCUGGGUAAGAGCCAAAAGUAGCCAUGCCCUUUUCUCAGGAUUAGGAAAUAUGUUUUCACAUGUGAAGGAUUAAAAAAUAUUUUCACUGCUUUUUCUUCCACUUUCUCUUGCUCUGCACAUCCCAUACCUA
Molecule: messenger RNA, 1695 nt
Organism: Phyllostomus hastatus (greater spear-nosed bat)
Lineage: Eukaryota; Metazoa; Chordata; Mammalia; Chiroptera; Phyllostomidae
Gene: ZIC3
Product: Zic family member 3
Exons: 3
Coding region: 1-1413 (470 amino acids)
Biological process (GO): regulation of transcription by RNA polymerase II; central nervous system development
Cellular component (GO): nucleus
Molecular function (GO): RNA polymerase II cis-regulatory region sequence-specific DNA binding; DNA-binding transcription factor activity, RNA polymerase II-specific
Source: RefSeq, a predicted model, not a curated record